Messenger RNA from Aspergillus caelatus, 864 nucleotides. RefSeq lists its product as uncharacterized. Lineage: Eukaryota; Fungi; Ascomycota; Eurotiomycetes; Eurotiales; Aspergillaceae. The coding region runs from base 289 to 753 and encodes 154 amino acids. The record is from RefSeq and is a predicted model, not a curated record. The transcript has a single exon.
CAUCGGGGUUGGUUACUGCGCAGGAUCGCAACUUCAAAAUUUCUUUCUCUGGUCCCGGACUAUAUCAUAGCUUCUUUGUUUCUACCUGAUGUCUCCGGGAUGAUGUGACUUGCAUACUUUCUAUUGUUGACAGGUCUUGGGAGUAUCGCUGAUAUGGACCCUCAACCAGCCACUGUUAUUUCCUUUGUCGUGCAUUUGUAGCAAUUUCUUUUGUGAUGUGAUUUUCCAUUUUGCCUUGCAUCUUUGCAAUGAUGAGCGUGUUUCUCUUCUUAAGAUCGCUGCAUUUAGAUGGGCAGGAGUACGCAUAUAUCCCUCAUCUGGCAUCUAUUUUUUUUUUCUCGUUUUGUAUUGCCUGGCUUCCUCUUCUGUUUACCUUCUCCCUUCCUUUUUUUCCAACAUCAUUCUCUCCUCUACAUAUUGAGAUAUAUAUCUUCGCUUGGUCGAAACAGACGAUCCACAAAGCCUUGUCGGAUAAUGCUUUGUCGGUGUACAGAGUUGAAUACAGAAAACAAUCAGGAUAGCCCCCUUUUUCCGGCUCCGACAGAUCCUUAUCUACCCAUUCCUGCUUCAGGUUCCGUUUGCUAUUAUACCAUUCGGUUUGUUCCACUGAGCGGAUUGUUUUUUUUCUUUUCUUGUUUUCUUUCCAUAGGAGCUGAAUUGAUUCCCCUACUAUGCGUCUCCACCCUGCCAGAUUCCCCAUCUCCAUGUUCCCUUCUCCUUGAUUUCACCCAUAUGCAUUUCCAUUCUUGUUAAAUAAUUUUUCCCCCCUUCAAUGGUACUUCAGAUAGUCGAAUUCAAAUCUUCCAUUCUGGUUGGAUAUCUUUUGUUACUUCCCACCACUUGCUGUGGACUUGCCUCUAUAUA